Molecule: messenger RNA, 2229 nt
Organism: Brassica rapa (field mustard)
Lineage: Eukaryota; Viridiplantae; Streptophyta; Magnoliopsida; Brassicales; Brassicaceae
Source: RefSeq, a predicted model, not a curated record
AUUUGAUUCUCAAGCCAUCUACUGUCGAGGAGAAGGAAAAAGAAGCUCUCUGCUGUAGAAAAUAAUGUCACUGAAUAAUGAUAUUAAAAUUGCAAGAAAGUGGAUGUAUGAAAGAAUCGAUGGCUCCACUAAUCAAGUUUCAGAAACUUUUUGUCAAGGUUUAGAGAGUUUUAUGGAAUUUGCUAAGAAACAACCUCUAUUUCUCGAGAAUGGCAAGCUUUUUUGUCCAUGUUAUAAGUGUGACAAUGGAAGAUUAUUAGAAGAAAAAUCUGUGUGGAGUCAUCUAUAUAAUAGGGGUUUUACAUGCAACUACUGGGUUUGGAUUUCUCACGGAGAGAAUUAUAAUAUUCUAAACAAUCCUGAGAAUAUAAUUGCUAGUGAAGAUGCUUCUGGUUUUGACUCUCAAACCGAAACAGUAAAUCCUUACGUGUCAAUGGUAUCAGAUGCAUAUGCAGAUGGUAAUCAGGAAACUUCAUUCGAUCAGAAUAUGGAACAAGAGCCUAAUGCUGAGGCUAAAAGGUUUUACAAUAUUUUGGAUGCUGCCAAACAUCCAAUUUAUGAUGGAUGUAAAGAAGGUCUUUCACAACUUUCUUUAGCAGCUCGACUCAUGAGUUUGAAGACAGAUUAUAAUUUGCCUCAAAAUUGUAUGGAUUCGAUUUCUCAGAUGAUGCAAGAGUAUUUGCCACAAGGUAACAAUUCAAUGAAUUCUUACUAUGAUAUAAAGAAGCUUAUGCGGUCUUUAGGUUUACCUUAUCAGAAAAUUGAUGUUUGCCAAGAUAAUUGUAUGCUAUUUUGGAAGGAUUCCGCAAAUCUAGAAAACUGUCUAUUCUGCAAAAAAGACAGAUAUCGACCUACUCAAAAGUCUGGACAGAAAAAGGUUGCAUACAACAAAAUGUUUUAUUUGCCGGUUGGAGAUAGAUUGAAGCGAUUAUAUCAAUCUAAUAAUACUGCAAGAGACAUGAGAUGGCACGCAGAACAUACAAUGAAUGGUGGAGAAAUGUGUCAUCCUUCAGAUGGAGAAGCAUGGAAACAUUUUCUUGAGGUAUAUCCUGAAUUUGCAUCUGAGUCGAGAAAUAUUUACCUUGGGUUAUGCACGGAUGGUUUUAAUCCAUUUGGUAUGUCUGGACAUAAUUAUUCGCUAUGGCCUGUUAUUCUGACUCCGUAUAAUAUGCCACCUGAGAUGUGCAUGAAACAAGAAUUUAUGUUUCUAACCAUUCUAGUCCCUGGUCCUAAUCAUCCUAAGAGAAGUCUUGAUAUAUUUCUUCAGCCACUGAUAGAAGAGUUAAAGGAUCUGUGGGUUAAUGGGAUUGAGGCCUAUGAUAUUUCUACUAAGGAGAACUUUAUCUUACGAGCUGUGCUUAUGUGGACAAUAAGUGACUUUCCUGCUUAUGCUAUGCUUUCUGGAUGGACAACUCAUGGUCGAUUGGCAUGCCCUUAUUGUAUGGACCAGACUGAUGCAUUUCAGUUGAAGAAUGGCAGAAAAACAAGUUGGUUUGAUUGUCAUCGUCGUUUUCUACCAGCAGAUCAUAGCUAUCGGCGCAAUAGGAAAAAUUUUAAAAGAGGGAGGGUUGUGACUGACGAUCCACCUGAGUUGCUUACAGGCGAGGAAAUAUGGAACGAGGUAAAUGGUUUGCCAAAAACAGUUGAUUGCGGAGGAAACCAUGGGCGCUUAAAGGGUUAUGGUGACAUUCACAACUGGCACAAGCAAAGCAUUUUUUGGGAGUUACCUUACUGGAAGAACCAUAAACUUCGACACAAUCUUGAUGUGAUGCAUAUAGAAAAGAAUUUUUUCGAUAAUAUCAUCAAUACUCUACUGAAUGUUCCAGGAAAAACAAAGGAUGGCAUCAAAUCACGACUUGAUUUGGAAGAGUAUUGUAACAGGAAAGAUCUACACUUAACAACUGAUGGCAAGGUUCCCAUUCCAAUUUUCAGACUACAAGCUGAUGCAAAAACAGCUUUCUUAAAAUGGCUUGAAAAAGAUGUUAAGUUUUCUGAUGGAUAUGCAUCGAGUCUGUCAAAGUUCACGAUUGUCAUGUUCUAAUGCAACGGCUCAUUCCAGUUGCGUUUGCUGAACUUAUGGAUAAAUCUGUGCAUGAAGCACUAUCAGGUAAACACAAAACUUUUUAUUACAUUUAUAUUUUUGUCUAUGGUCGUUUCUCUAUUUUUUCAGUUAUUUUUUGAGGCUGCUGCUUUGAUUUGAGUUCAUAGUGUUCUGUUUUGAUUUGAGUU